AUGUUUCUAGAAGAUCUUCAUAAAAAAACAGUGGCACUAAUGUUCAUCAAUGACUCUAGAACAUUAGAAAAAGCAAUUAAUGUGAUAAGGAAAGUUGAGGCUAGUAAUUACUAUAAGAAUAGAAAAAAUGAAGAUAAACCUACUUUCAAACUUCUAAAUGACCUAACUCAAAGAAUGCACCAGAUGGCUAUCAACUAUGAAAAACUGACUACCACCUUAGCAGCCAAAGAUGAAAAAUUAAGAAAAAGAGUUGCUCAAGAACAAGAUCCAGGAACCCAUCAAGCUCAACUUACACCUAUGAAGAUAGUCUCUCAAGAACAGACACAAGCCCCAGUACAGCCCCAAUUAAUAAAUACAGAAGAAUUAAAUUCUGUGGAUAAUCAAACUAGUAAAAGGUCAACUGUUGCGAAAUGCUAUAUAAGGAUAUAUAAUAACCCAAUUCUAGUCAUUCUAGAUUCUAGGGUGGCUGUAAGUAUUAUCUCUAAAAUACUAGCAGCAAAGUUGGGACUUAAGAUCACCAAACUAUUCAAUAUGGUCAUUACUGUUGCUAAUACAAUUGAAAGUGUUAUAAUACCUACAAAUUUUCAAGUCCUCGAAAAUCUAGAAGAGGUAAUGCUUUUGGAGAUGGAUUGGUUUCAAAAAGCCAAGGAGGACUACUCUGAAGACCCUCAAGAGACCUAUAGUAAUGAUGAAGGUACAAAUGAAAAUAUUGAGACUUAUUUGUCUCCUAAAGACAUUAUAGAAAAAUUAGUGCCAACAAAGAUGCUAAACAAUAAACAAAAAGAAAAAGCAAUACCUCUUUUAAACAAAUUCGAUAAAUUGUUCACCACUAGACUAGACCAAUUGGCAGCUGAUAUGGAAAAUAUCAGUAAAGUAAAUAGUAAAGAGGCAGAAGUGUUUCAAGCUAUAGCAGAAGAAUACUUAUCUGAAGAAUCUGAGGAGGAAUCUGACUGGAAAAGUUGGACCACUGAAUACCUUAUUGAUUUCCCAAAAUUGACUGAUGAUGAGUUGGAAUUCAAAGACAGUGAACAUAAAAUAUAUGACUCAGGUUAUGCUCAUAACUUUCAACUGGGCCAUA
This is a messenger RNA of Cetraspora pellucida, 1078 nucleotides long. Lineage: Eukaryota; Fungi; Glomeromycota; Glomeromycetes; Diversisporales; Gigasporaceae. The record is from the annotation of a GenBank genome assembly.